AUGGCCACCAAGAGACAGGCACCCGACGAGCGAGCCGGUCAGUCUAGUAAUGCGACCCAUCAGUCCCGGAAACGCUUCAAGCCCAACACUGGCAGUUUUGUACCGCCCGAGAAUUUUGGCAAGAAAUCAUUCAAAAAGGCCCAUACCACAAAUGCGAUCAAAUCGAACAUCCGAUCCCUUCGCAGAUUGCUAGAACGUGAACUUCCCGCAGACGUUCGGGUGGAGAAAGAGCGCGCGCUGCAGACUGCGGAACGUGAACUGGCAGCCACGGAAAAGGCAAAAGUUAGGAGUGAUUUAAUCUCACGGUAUCACAAGCCUCGGUUCUUCGAGCGACAAAAAGCGGAGCGGAGGUUGAAGCAGGCACGGAAGGCGUUGAGGGCUUGUGAGGGCGAUGAGGCGGAGAGGGAGAAGUUGGGGAAGGAGGUGGAUGAAUAUGAGGUGGACUUGAAUUAUGCGCUCUUCUUCCCGCUGGAUGAGCAUUACGUCAGUCUCUAUCCGACGAGGAAGCGAAAGGAGGAUGGAGAGCCGGCGACAUCGGAGGUCGAGGGGAAGAGGCAGGGUGAUAAGGCAAUGUGGGAGCUGGUGAGAAAAUGCAUGGCUGAGGGGAAGAACAGGCUUGAGCAAUUAAGGGAAGGCAAGUUGACGCAAAACGACGAUGCAGAGGAAGUUGAUCAUGCCGAGACGAAGCCCACCCAAGGAAAAACCAAGCGAGAGAAGACGAAUUCGCGUAUGGAAGUGCGUGAACAGGAGCAGGCUACGAAGGAGGCAAUCGAGGAGAAUGAUGGUUCCAGCGACGAUGACACUGGUGGUGGAUUCUUCGAAUGA
Messenger RNA from Ramularia collo-cygni, 825 nucleotides. RefSeq lists its product as uncharacterized. The transcript has a single exon. The record is from RefSeq and is a predicted model, not a curated record. Lineage: Eukaryota; Fungi; Ascomycota; Dothideomycetes; Mycosphaerellales; Mycosphaerellaceae. Gene Ontology annotation, biological process: maturation of SSU-rRNA from tricistronic rRNA transcript (SSU-rRNA, 5.8S rRNA, LSU-rRNA). Bases 1 to 825 code for a protein of 274 amino acids. Gene Ontology annotation, cellular component: nucleolus; preribosome, small subunit precursor.